AUGGAGCAACCGAUUGUCGGCACGCGCUCGGGGUCUGUAGUGAAUCUGGGGCUCGUGAUUGACGCGACAGGCAGCGACACGUGUCUGCACGAUGUCAAGUGGUUGCGGUUGUAA
Peronospora matthiolae is the source of this 114-nucleotide messenger RNA. The record is from the annotation of a GenBank genome assembly. Lineage: Eukaryota; Oomycota; Peronosporomycetes; Peronosporales; Peronosporaceae.